GAUAAUGCAGCACAAAAAACGAGAGGUCCGAAACUGUCCCGGAAAAUGACAAAAAAGAAAAAUCCCUCUUCCUCCUUCUCCUUCUCCUUCCACUUCUCCAUUGUUCAACCGAAGAAAGGAUUCGAAAGAUGAUGGCGCUCAAAACCCUGCACACCUCCUUCUCCCCCGCCGACCCGACCACCUUCCUUCCCUCCAACCUCAACCCCAAGAAGAAAAAGCGCCCGGCUCUCUCCCUGUGCAGAUGCAAGCGAGGCGGCUCGUCCCGCCCCUCCGACUCUCCUCCGCCGCCGCCGCCAGAGGGCGAUGCCCGGAAGCAAGAGCUGCUGGCCCGGAUCGCGAUGCUUCAGGCGCAGAAGGUCCGGCUCAGCGACUACCUGGACGAGCGGUCGGCCUACCUGACCCAGUUCGGCGAGGAGGCCGGCGCCGAGUUCGACAAGAUCGGGGAGGACGCGCUCCGAGGCCUCGACGAAGCGGGUAACCGGAUAAUGGAGAACAUAGAGAGCAGAAUGCAAUCAUUUGAAGAAUCCAUGGAGCUCAACAGAAUGGAGAUCGAGGAGAGCGACAACAAGUUGGCGGAAUUCGAGGGGCAGGUCGAGAAGGACCGCAACGAGGGACUCUUCUUCAAGAGCCUCACCCAGGAGAAGAAGCCGGUCGAGAAGGCGAAAGCCAAGGAGGAGGCGAAGAAGGUCCAAGAAGUCGUGAAACAGAGCGCUGGGUCGAAAACCCGAAGAUAUGUCUAUGUCGCGCUGAUCGGCAUCCUAGUCACCGGGAUCGCCGACUCUUUCAUCUUGUCCUCGCCCGAUUGGAGAAAAGUCGCCGUCCUCGGGGCGAUUCUAGUGGCUCUGAUCACUCAGUUCGCGUACGAGCAAGGGAUGCUGUCGGAAACAGAGCAGACGGAGAAAGAGAGAUCCGAACGAGAAGAUAAGUAAAUUUUUGAACUUAUUUUUCCCUCCAUGGUCAAAAUGUACAUUCUUUGCUCAUUGAUGACUCUGGCAAUGAACGGGAUGAUGCCACACUAUACAGCAGAGUCCAUAGUUUGGUUUUGAUUUGAUAUAUGAAGUUCGUUCUUUCUUUUCCUUU
Messenger RNA from Eucalyptus grandis, 1080 nucleotides. RefSeq lists its product as uncharacterized. Lineage: Eukaryota; Viridiplantae; Streptophyta; Magnoliopsida; Myrtales; Myrtaceae. Bases 129 to 929 code for a protein of 266 amino acids. The transcript is spliced from 2 exons. Gene Ontology annotation, cellular component: chloroplast. The record is from RefSeq and is a predicted model, not a curated record.